GCAGGCUACUCUUCUUUCGUUGCCCUAGACUGGAAUAGGUUUUAAACCCACCCUUCCCAUCUCUAAAUACAAAAUCCCCAAAGCUUCCAGUAGCCGCAUUAGGGCAGGACGAGAAGCUGAGAAAAUGAAGUACAACCCUAGAGUCUCAUCCUCCCGGCGCAAGAGCCGCAAGGCUCACUUCACGGCCCCGUCCAGCGUCCGCCGUGUGAUCAUGAGCUCGACAUUGUCGGCCGACAUGCGAUCCAAGUACAACGUGAGAUCGUUGCCGGUGAGGAAGGACGACGAAGUCACCGUGAUGCGUGGGACCUACAAGGGCCGAGAGGGUAAGGUUGUUCAGGUUUAUCGCAAGAAGUGGGUGAUCCAUAUUGAGCGGAUAACCCGUGAAAAGGUCAACGGAUCUACCGUCAAUGUCGGUAUUCAUCCCUCCAAUGUUGUGAUAACAAAGCUCCACCUCGACAAGGACCGCAACUCACUCAUCGAACGCAAGGCUAAGGGCCGCGCCGCCGCUGAUAAGGAGAAGGGCACCAAGUUCAGCACUGCGGAUAUCAUGCAAUCAGUUGAUUAAUUUGUGAGGAUUUCAUAUAUGCUAUAUCUAUAUUGAUUUGCUUGCUUUUUGCAGCCAUCGCUUUUUCUUCACGGAUCUCUAGUUUAAUUUUUAGACUCUUUAAUAUCUUGCUACCUCAAAGUUUUGUUUUAAGGAAAAUCUGUUGCCUAAUUUAAGCAUCUAGGAUUUAUUUUACAGUUUGGCAUUGGUCCCGGGAAUGAUUUUUUAAUUAUUGCAUUUCAUGUCACGCACAAUGCUCAAAGUGGUAUUAUGGUUAUGCAUAAUUUGAAUUUAGGUAUAUUUAAUUUUUCGUAAUUCCAAUUUGAGAACUAAUAUAUUUGAAUACUUUCUAACAUGAGGUACUUUAACACACUAAUGAUAUCUUUAACUCAUCACCUUUUAGUUGUUUGUAUGAACUUAACCUCAGAGAUGUUCAUGGGUUCUUGCAAAUGUUGAGAUUAAUGUUUUAAAAAAUGGUUUUAGCUUGUUAACAGUGAGAAACAAAAUGAUCAUUGGAUACUCUUUGGUUUAUAUGGUUUCUAUAUUUUAUGCUAUAGGCUUACAGCAUUAUAUUUGAUCAAGACUAUAUUAAAUAGUCUUGAAUUCUUGAUAAAUGUCAAGCUUUUUCAUAAACAAAUAUUUAGAAUUAAAUAGAAAUCAUUAAAGAAACAAGUUCAAGAUCACGUUAUAAUUGAUUUUAUAAAUAGCUGUGAAUAAGAUAUUGGUUUGUGUCAAUUUACUCAAUUAAAUAUUUUGAAAUAUAGGCAUGUGUUCGUUUAGAUUUAGUCAAAGUGUGUUAUAUCUACCCAAUGGUCAUUGCCAGUUUGCUGCCUAGACUCUGCAAGUUCUACUAUAACUAGUCUGCAAGUUCUACCAAAGUGUGUUAUAUCUACCCAAUGGUCAUCACCUUUCCCUAGGAAAGCAUAAUGGGUCCUGUAUUCAUAUGUUUGUUUUGUUUUAAUGUAAUGGUUGAUACAUUCUUUAGUCAAUGUUGAAAGAAUGAUGACAUCUCUAUGCAAAUGCAGCAUCACUUGUGAUGCAAUGAGCGGCACUUUCCACAUGAGAUUUCUGACUCUCAAUAAAAUAAAAGUACUGGCAUUGUCCGUUCCCUAGGGAAGCUUAAUGGGUCCUGUAUUCAUGUGUUUGUUUUGUUUUAAUGUAAUGUUUGAUGUUUGAUACGGAGUACAUUCUUUAGUAAAUGUUGAAAGAAUGAUGACAUCUCUAUGCAAAUGCAGCAUCACUAAUGAUGCAAUGAGCGGCACUUUCCACAUGAGAUUUCUGACUCUCAAUAAAAUAAAAAUACUGGCAUUAAAUAUAAAUCUUUUCAAAAUGCUUGUCCUUUAUUGUUUUGCGUCAAUUCUAUUACUUUUUUUAAUCUUAAGUAUGCUUCGGAAGUUGUGAUAUUCAUUUUUUUCAUGCUUGGUGUGCCUUGUGAUCUACGAUAUGAUCGGCAUCAAAGGCUAGAAAGGGCUGUGAUUAGAAAGAGAGAGGAUUGAGUGUGGAAAUUUCAUUCAUGUUUUUUGGAAAGAAUCAUGACAUAAAUGCAGAUUUGACAAAGCUGCCACCUUCCUCAAUAAUGGAGAAGGUUUUUGGCGGCUAGUAAGUUCAAAUUUGCAUCCUCAUAUCUUUCUUUUCCAUUAGAAUGGAAUUUCCUCAUGUUGAUUUGCCUUACUAAUUUACACUUGAUAUGAGCCUUUUUUUAGCUUUUAUCAGAUGCAAGAUCAAAUUCUCUGAACAAACAACCUACUUAAAGUAGGCUCUUUUACAUAGUUUUGAUUUAUUAAUUAAAACUGUAAUAGGAAGUCAGGUUGAUUGAUUUAGAAGAGAGUGAUUAUUGUGGUGGCCGAUGAUGCGUAAAAGAAGAUUUGUCCGUACCAUCUGAUAACUGCAAAGGAAUGUGUUAUCCUUUCUUCGUCUUUUGAUGCAUAAACCUUCUCACCCUGAGGCCUCCUUUAUGUUAUUUUCUAUUGUUACCAAGUCGGGUGUUUUGGUUUAGAAUAUAGUGAUUAGGGUUGUGGCCAAUGAUGCGUAAAAGAAGAUUUGUCCGUACCAUCUGAUAAGUCGGAAGGGGUGUGUUAUCCUUUCUUUGCUUUUGAUGCAUAAACCUUCUCACCCUGAGGCCUUCUUUAUGUUAAUUUCUAUUGUUAUCAAGUCUGGUUGUUUGGUUUAGAAGACAGUGAUUAGGGUUGUGGCCGAUGAUGCGUAAAAGAAGAUUUGUCCGUACCAUCUGAUAAGUCUGAAGGGAUGUGUUAUCCUUUCUUUGUCUUUUGAUGCAUAAACCUUCUCACCCUGAGGCCUCCUUUAUGUUAUUUUCUAUUUUUAUCAUAUUUCUGUGUGCGUUUGAAUCCUGGCUGGCUUGGGGGUUGACAAUGAAGUUGGCGGAAUUAGAUGAAUCCUGUCAAUACUAGCAUGUCAGAUUGCCAAAUUUACCCUACCUUUUUGAAUGUUUAGUUCAUUGUAGAAUGUGAAUAGCAUAUUAUUCCCUUCUAAAGGCUAUAUGAGGCACAAGAUCCAGGAGGAGGAGUUUUGCAACUCAACAAUUCGAAAAGAGGAUAGAUUCUAAGCCUCUAAGGUUAUGAAAAGAGGAGUUUAGUCAGUGUCUAGAUAGCAUUCAGUUUUGCCAUUGUUUUUAUGUACAUUUAAACUCUUUGUGUGAUUAAUAUAUACUUAAGUUCGGAUGGUUUUUACAUGGUUUGUAACCCACCAGACUGUAUCAUCUCUCAGCUUCAUACUGAGAGUUCGACUGUUUGAGUUGAUUAAUGAAAUUUAUUUCCUUCCAAAAAAA
This is a messenger RNA of Cuscuta epithymum, 3329 nucleotides long. The record is from the annotation of a GenBank genome assembly. NCBI's taxonomy places the organism in Eukaryota, Viridiplantae, Streptophyta, Magnoliopsida, Solanales, Convolvulaceae.